Messenger RNA from Diaporthe citri, 1869 nucleotides. RefSeq lists its product as uncharacterized. The transcript has 4 exons. The record is from RefSeq and is a predicted model, not a curated record. Gene Ontology annotation, molecular function: protein binding. NCBI's taxonomy places the organism in Eukaryota, Fungi, Ascomycota, Sordariomycetes, Diaporthales, Diaporthaceae. Bases 1 to 1869 code for a protein of 622 amino acids.
AUGGCUCAGUCCUACAAGUACAACCGCAUCGACCUGGCUACAGAUGCCAUCAGACUUGUCCGACUACUCAGCGGAGACGAGGGCCAGCCAAUCCAAUGUGAAAUCUUCGAGACUUACCUGCACCAAGUCGAGGGGGUCCCCUACGAAGCAUUAUCAUAUGUUUGGGGAAACAGGCAAUCAGCGGACGUGAUCUGUCUAGACGGGUGCCCGUUUGAAGUGACAGAGAAUCUUUACGAAGCUCUUAUACACUUGCGACAGCCGGAUGAGGACCGGGUCUUGUGGAUCGAUGCAAUUUGUAUCGACCAAAGUCAUAACGCAGAACGAGGCCAUCAGGUCGGUCAGAUGCGGCUCAUAUAUCAGAAUGCUCAAACGGUCAUCAUCUGGUUAGGGGCUAGCAGCCGCAAUAUCGACUGCCUUUUCGACUGGAUGGUCGCUCUCGACAAGCAAGUACUCGCGGUAGCGCGUCCGCAUACACUAAGCACCUGGGAGAACCAGUGGUCGUGGCUUGUCUGGCACAUGCGUGGCCAACCUCCGCCUGAUGAAAUCAGGGAAGCGCUAAGCGGCUUGCUGCAACAAGAAUGGUUUUCUAGGAUAUGGGUGCUCCAGGAGGCAGCACUUGCAAAGUCUGCCAUGAUAGCUUGCGGUCGACGAGAAUCCCGCUUGGAUAUCUUACCCGGGUUGUUGCGCGCGAACUCGUGGUGGGCCGGAGGCUCUAGCAAGGACCUUUUCACCCUCCUCCAGAAGUUCGGACGAAGUAAGGCCAGCGACCACCGCGAUGUCAUCUACGCACUUCUUGGGCUCUCUGCAGACGCGCAGUCGUCCCAGAUUUUGCGGCCUAAUUACGAAAUGAGCCUACAAGAGACAAUUCAGCAGUCUAUGGCAUAUUUCAUGAUGAAGACGCACGACCUACCGAACCACGCCGCUAUCCAAUUAUUGCCAAAAUGGAGCCUGAACGUGUUCCUGGACUCUCUAUCAGAUUUACCUCUUCACAUAUUCCGAUGGGCCACAGAUAAUGCACAGGAUGUACUUCUUUACAACAUCCUCUUGUCCAGGAGGGAAAAGAACGGUGCUCUGGAUAUACAGCCAUACGUGACUCCUGAAGGCCACCAUGGCCCACCCAUAUCGAUCGCAAUGAAGAAGGAGAACUCAGCUUUAAUCGAGCUGCUAUUACAAUUUCCGGAUACAGAUAUCGAGACGAAAGACUUGGACGGCAAUACUCCACUGUCGAUUGCGGUGGGGCAGGGAAACAUGGUCGUUGCGAAUUCAAUCCUGGAACGCAGGCAACAUAACAUUCCUACGAGAGAUUCUCGUGGCAAUACGCCAAUGCUAGUCGCCGCCGAGCAAGGCGCCUCAGUUUUUAAAGCAUUGCUACUCAAGCACCCGGAGCUUGACAUCUAUUCGAAAGACUUCGACGGUGACACGCAACUGUUGACCGCAAUCAAACAUGGAGACUCGACUUCCGUAAAGCAGAUUCUGAAUCUUGGCGAGGCUGAGAUGCAGAUUAAGAAUCUUCGCGAGGCUGAGAUACAUAUUGCCGACUCGAACGGCGACGGGCCGUUGAACAUUGCAGCACGAAGAGGAGACGAGGAUAUUGUGGAUCUGCUCCUAGAAAGAAUCAAUCUGACGCACAUUACUUUCAGAGGUUCAGACGGGCUGACACCACUUGAAUCAGCAUUCGCCGGUGGUUUCUCAGGGAUCAUCAAGAAGCUCUUGGAGUAUCCCCGAGUACACCCGGUCCGCACAGCUGCGAAGGCAAAUCAAUUCGAGUUCCUGCGCAUGAUUCUGGACGUGAAACCGCUCUUAGCAGACGCUGAUUUGUUUCAAUCUCGAACGCCGCUUGGGGUGGCCGCAGAGGCUGGAAUAGUUUAA